Messenger RNA from Drosophila pseudoobscura, 2623 nucleotides. RefSeq lists its product as uncharacterized. The transcript is spliced from 4 exons. Bases 116 to 1126 code for a protein of 336 amino acids. NCBI's taxonomy places the organism in Eukaryota, Metazoa, Arthropoda, Insecta, Diptera, Drosophilidae. The record is from RefSeq and is a predicted model, not a curated record.
CGAUACUAUUGCCAUCGACGGUUUGACAACUCCAUUUUGGUGUGUGUGAGCAUUGUGCGCGGUUGAGAAAAAUUGUAGAACCUCAUCGGAUUUUGUUUAAUAAAAAAUAAACGAAAUGGAGCAUCAUACAUACACUAAAAGUGACUCGAAAUCAUGGACCGUAGAGCAGACGCGCCGCCUGGUGACAAAGCGCAUAAGUGCGGAUCAUAUGUUCAAGAAACCCUCGCUGCGGAGCGAUCGGGAUUGGAAGGCUUUUAAGGAAACGGCUAAGAUUGAUGAUUUUGAUGGGAAAGAACUGCGAAAUAAAUGGCAAGCCCUAUUGCAAGUCUAUCUCAAUAUGAGAAAUGGCAUCAGUGCGCCAAUCACCAAUCAGAUCAUCGCAGCAAUCAACGAGAAAUGGGAGUUUUUCGGUGAAAUCCAUCAAUUCAUGAUCAAGAAGAAUGACCAUCAUUCGUAUGCACAGAAUGCGACGAAUGAUCUGAAUGCGCAGUCGAAAGUGACUAAGCAGGUAACCAAAAACGUAACCAUCGAAGUGGCACCGGAAAUCGUGCCCCCAAGUCCUAAAACUCCAAAAAUGGUGGUGCAGAUUAAGACGGAAAUAGGUGAAGAUGCGAACGACAAUGGGGUGGAGGUCGUCGUCGCACCUGAACCAUUUGUUUUCAUUCCUGAGACAGCGAAAAACGUGCCACCAAAUCAGCAGGACAACGCCAAGGAAGUCGAGGGCGAGAAGGGUUUCAUAGCCCCAACAAAGAAUAAGACGACAAAUCGUUUUUUGACUCCGCCAAUAGGGGAGAGAGGGCCACUCUCGCAAUCUCUGCCCCCCACACCGUCCGAUGACUACAACAAAACCUCGGCUGAGCCCAAAGCUCGUAAGUCUCGCAAGCGUCCGGCUGAAGAGGAACUCUGCGAGAAUCAUAAGUACUGCAGACAUCGCUGUCGCUAUUUUCAGCUUAUGGAGAAGCAUCUCAUAGCAUUGGGCCGGGCUGUGAGUAAAAUUGUGAUCCCUUUGGCCACAUUUCUAGAUGUUGAGAUCGAGGUGACGGGUCUAGAGGAGUUUUUUGCAGCCGACUCGGAGCCAUCGCAGGUUGGCAGUGACAGUAGCACUGAAGAGGACUCCGAUCAGUAAUAAACAAAAGAUCGAAACAGAGUAUUCGGCGAGUAGUCUAUAAGUAAUGAAGAAGAGGAACCCAAGGCAGAGCCAAAGAAGCUCCCACUGAAACAGGGUCCACGUUUUUGUUAUCCCCUCAUAUUAUCUGUAUUUUUUUUUUUUUUUUUUUGUGUUAGUUCCUAGUUGCUGCCCCGCAAAGGAGUUUGUGAAAAUCAGGAAUAAACCAAGGGUCGAAACAGAGUAUUCGGCGAGUAGUCUAUAAGUAAUGAAGAAGAGGAGCCCAAGGCAGAGCCAAAGAAGCUCACACUGAAACAGGGUCCACGUUUUUGUUAUCCCCUCAUAUUAUUUGUAUUUUUUUUUUUUUGUUAGUUCCUAGUUGCUGCCCCGCAAAGGAGUUUGUGAAAAUCAGGAAUAAACCAAGGGUCGAAGCAGAGUAUUCGGCGAGUAGUCUAUAAGUAAUGAAGAAGAGGAGCCCAAGGCAGAGCCAAAGAAGCUCCCACUGAAACAGGGUCCACGUUUUUGUUAUCCCCUCAUAUUAUUUGUAUUUUUUUUUUUUUUUUUUGUUAGUUCCUAGUUGCUGCCCCGCAAAGGAGUUUGUGAAAAUCAGGAAUAAACCAAGGGUCGAAACAGAGUAUUCGGCGAGUAGUCUAUAAGUAAUGAAGAAGAGGAACCCAAGGCAGAGCCAAAGAAGCUCCCACUGAAACAGGGUCCACGUUUUUGUUAUCCCCUCAUAUUAUUUGUAUUUUUUUUUUUUUUUUGUGUUAGUUCCUAGUUGCUGCCCCGCAAAGGAGUUUGUGAAAAUCAGGAAUAAACCAAGGGUCGAAACAGAGUAUUCGGCGAGUAGUCUAUAAGUAAUGAAGAAGAGGAGCCCAAGGCAGAGCCAAAGAAGCUACCACUGAAACAGGGUCCACGUUUUUGUUAUCCCCUCAUAUUAUCUGUAAUUUUUUUUUUUUUUUUGUGUUAGUUCCUAUUUGCUGCCCCGCAAAGGAGUUUGUGAAAAUCAGGAAUAAACCAAGGGUCGAAACAGAGUAUUCGGCGAGUAGUCUAUAAGUAAUGAAGAAGAGGAGACCAAGGCAGAGCCAAAGAAGCUACCACUGAAACAGGGUCCACGUUUUUGUUAUCCCCUCAUAUUAUUUGUAAUUUUUUUUUUUUUUUGUGUUAGUUCCUAUUUGCUGCCCCGCAAAGGAAUGCGUGCAAAAGACUUAUAAAUAAGAAACGAAAAAGAAAAGACUAUUACUCGUAUUGACUAAAAACGUUAUCGAAAUUUAAGAAAAAAAAAAAUACACACUGAUAGAUAGAUGCUGUUGAAUCGUUAAGCAAAGACUAGAUUUAAUGUUACAAGAAAGAAGGAAACAGAAAAGCUACACAUCAAAUGUUGGAGAAGAAAGGAAACGAAAAAUAAUACAGAAAGCUAGAGAGAGUAAAAACAACAACAUCGAACAUAAUAGCAAUAGAUAUUACAACGAAUUGUUAAACAAAUCAAAAUCAAGAAGAAGAGAACGCAACCGAACAAAA